AUGGAUUCCGACUGUCUCUCCAGCAGGUCUUCAUCACCAGAGUCAGAGAGAGGAGACAGCCCUCAGUUCAUGACUGGGCAGAUGUACCAGACGCUGUGCUCGGGGCAGCGGAUGCCCAGCCGUAAGAAGCAAAGGGCCACAAAAAGUGAUGCUCAACAGGACCACAUGCCUGAUCUGCGCCUGAAGGUGAACAGCCGUGAGCGCCAACGCAUGCACGAUCUGAACCAGGCUAUGGACGGCCUGCGUGAGGUAAUGCCAUAUUCCCACGGACCCUCUGUGCGAAAGCUUUCCAAGAUUGCAACGCUGAUGCUGGCUCGUAACUACAUCCUUAUGCUAUCCAGCUCGUUAGAAGAAAUGAAAAAGCUGGUGAGGGAAGUAUAUGGCGGACACCAUGCAACAAACGGUGCCAGCCCUGUGCCACUCCACCACCCCACGGGCACUCUACGCCCAGUGCCGGGCAUGCAUCAUGCAGACGUCACCUCUUAUCUGGGCUUCAUGGCUCCAGAGCUCAGUCGUGCCACUACUGCUGUCCACCAAUACCCAAGACUGUACUGUCCCUGUGCCAUGUGCCUACCACAACAGAUGCCCAAAAACACUGCCAGCCUUCAAGUCCCGAGAUGCAGCAAGUAACAAUCAUGU
This is a messenger RNA of Bombina bombina (fire-bellied toad), 639 nucleotides long. RefSeq names its product oligodendrocyte transcription factor 3-like. NCBI's taxonomy places the organism in Eukaryota, Metazoa, Chordata, Amphibia, Anura, Bombinatoridae. The record is from RefSeq and is a predicted model, not a curated record. The transcript has a single exon. Gene Ontology annotation, molecular function: protein dimerization activity. Bases 1 to 630 code for a protein of 209 amino acids.